Pyricularia grisea is the source of this 2496-nucleotide messenger RNA. RefSeq lists its product as uncharacterized. The coding region runs from base 1 to 2496 and encodes 831 amino acids. The transcript has a single exon. NCBI's taxonomy places the organism in Eukaryota, Fungi, Ascomycota, Sordariomycetes, Magnaporthales, Pyriculariaceae. The record is from RefSeq and is a predicted model, not a curated record.
AUGGCCAUUUGGUUAUUUCGGCGACGCAGUAAGAGGCGGCGCUCCCAUGACAAAACACAGACAAACAAUGCGCCUCCAUUCUCGAGACGACAGACUGUCCCGGUGGCCACGGGGGAAAGCGCCUCAUCACCGCCAAUUGAUGCGCAAGGGAAUGUUGGCGGUCUAACCAGCAUACCCCAACAGGGACGGAUAUCUCCGUCAGCCUACAGCUUUGAGUCUGGCCACCAGGACGAGAUUCAUGUUGGGCGCAAGAAAAGCAGGCGGAAGUCAAAAAGAGCGUCAGCCCCACAGCCUGGCCGCUCUAUCCCUGAAGGAAACCCCGCCAGUAACUGGCGUGUUAAUGCCCCCCGCCCAACAAUAACAGGAACGCACGGUGAGAAAAACGAACAUGAAGGGGCCCUUAUGGAAGGCGACAACUCAUUCUUUGGCCUUAUUCCAACGUUACACCCACCAAAGCGUGAUAGCGGCCACCUGAUGUCGCGGAAACUCAGCAAACGAAGAAAGAACUCCCACGAUCGCGAAAGGGAAGCCGAGCUCAAGGCUGGACGGGAUUUUACCCCGUUGCGCCCAGCCACCGACGCCUGGUCCUCGGGCCGCCCGAUCGGAAAGGACACUCGGAGGAUCAAGUCUGGUAUUACGAGAGGGGCCCCGUGGGAGCGGGAGCAUUACAGCUCGGACGUUUCACUACCUAGAGCAAGCUCUAUACAUUCGAGUCUCUCAUCAGAUUCAGAGCAGGUAUCCUACCGCAUCUCAGCGCUCGCCUCGCUCGCCCCGAAACCGACCCUUCGAUAUUCCGGCAACCCACGAUGGGGUCAUCAUCAUCACCAUCAUCCUGCCGGCUCGGCUCCCGCCGGGACGGCGCCUCAACGCAGAGCCUUCAGUGCACAGAUUCCGGAGGCGACACUGAAGGCGCAUAAGCGCGUUGAUGAUCUGGCGGAUGAUUUGAAUGCGAGUGAUCUGCGAGAACUCAUGGAACGCGACAAACGGAGGAGGCAACGAAAACAAGAACGUGAACAAGAGAAACUCGAAAAGAGACUGGCUCGGAGGGCGGAAAGAGAGAGGCAAGCGAUGGAAGCUGGUGUCCCAUUACCAAAUCUUGAACGUGGCGUGCUGGGACGUGAGGCUUCGGUAGCAGGUUCAGACCAGACAUCGGCGGUUUUAACGUCAUCUCGACGGCGGCAACAUGAAGUCCUACCGUCGGAAAGCAAGGGCAAACGUGUUGCGGGUCGCGACGAAGAUGAUGCGGACGUGACGGAUGAGCGGCUCAUGCCAGCACACGCGUUCCAUCGUGUAGACAGUAUCCCUGCAGAGCCAACAUCUCCAGCAAAGGUCCCUGAGAUGCCACCUCCACCGACCUCGCGGGACACCAGUCCAAAGUCAAAGGGAUUCGUGCGGUCCAAGAAGAGCCAAUCCAAAUCAUCGCUCUCAGAGCAGAAUCAGUCGCAACACUCUAGUACUACUCUAAAGGCCUCAGAAAGCUCGUUCAAAGGCCCAAUGUCCUGGAUAUCAAUCUUCAAAUGGGGGCGUAAACGCAACCCUGGGCCAUCCUCCUUCUCCAACACUUCAAGGGAUUCGAUGUCGACAUCGCAUCCGCCGUCCGCAACUACAGCAACAAAUGUUACCUUUAUACCCCCUGCAGCUUCGGGGCUGGCGUCCACCGUUCCAAAGCGCACCAGAUCUCGCUUUCGGGAAGACCUCCCCGAGCUACCCCGUUCGCCGCGCGACUCGACGAUACAACCGCUACCAGAUAGACCUUUGCCACCGACUGUCAAGGAACUACCUGAUGCGAUGCCCAUACCAUCUGCGCCCAUCGACAUUCCUAAACCUAAACCAAGACAUGACACACCAACCUCGAUGCUGGUUGAUGGCACAUCACCCGAGCCACAUCAGUCCAUGUCUCUUGCUUCCAUUGAUUCAGAAGCCUCUUGGCUAUCAGGAGGCCGCAUGAGGCUUAACCGGAUGUCUUCACAGAAACAGCGUGCCCACCGUUCUGUGGAGUAUGAUAUUCCAGACUCUGAGAACAACGAGGAUGACUCGGUGGGGAUAGCCGAUGACGAGUACCUUAAUCGUGUUGCUCGUCGUGUUUCCGCAGCAGAUUCUUCAGGUUGGGCUCGCAGGGGUUCCACUGGUGAUGCUGUCCCUUCUAGCGACGACGAGGAUGACGGCGCAAGAUGGGGCGCGGUCAGCGGAAGACAGCCCAGUCUCACAAAGCCUCGUUCUGUUGAUCGCAUCAAAAGCCGUGAGGGGCUGUUGAACACGGUUGCCAGCGUCAAUGAGGAGGAUGAUAACGAUAAGGAGGAAUAUUCCCCUGUGAGCCCAUCCAGCAUCGUUGCCGAUAUCCACCGUGCCACCAGUGUCAACCUCGGCAUGGGACAUGCCCGGAGAAUCAGCGCCGGAAGUGCCAUACUCCUGGAGUUGUCCCCUCGGGCUUCGAUGGAUGCUAAAAGAGCUAGCCUCAGCCCGCAGUGGCCCGAAUCUACUCCAAAACAAGACUAG